UCCGAGGCCGCCGGCGGGACUGGAACUGCCGCGCUGGCCGCUGUAGCGUCUCCCUGUGAGUCCUGGUUCCCGUCACGGCCAUGGCUUCCUUCGUGACAGAAGUUUUGGCCCAGUCGGGGAGUCUGGAGAAGGAGGAUCUCGGCACUCGGAUCAGCCGCUUGACCCGGCGGGUGGAGGAGAUCAAGGGUGAUGUGUGCAAUAUGAUCAGCAAGAAGUACAGUGAAUUCCUGCCUAGCAUGCAGAAUGCCCAGGACCUGGUGACCCAGGUGGAUAAGCUGUCUACUGACAUUGACCUGCUGAAAUCCAGGAUAGAGAUUGAGGUCCGUCGGGAUCUUCACGUAUCGACUGCUGAAUUUACAGACUUGAAACAACAGUUGGAAAGAGACUCAGUAGUCCUAAGUUUGCUUAAACAGCUACAAGAGUUUUCUACUGGUAUUGAAGGCUAUAAUUGUGCAUUAACAGAGAAGAAGUAUAUUACGGCUGCUCAGCAUCUGGAACAGGCUCAGAAAUGCUUGAAAUUAUUAAAAUCCAGAAAAUGCUUUGAUUUAAAAAUGUUGAAAUCUCUCAGCAUGGAGCUCACAAUACAGAAACAGAACAUACUGUACCACCUCGGAGAGGAGUGGCAGAAGCUGAUUGUGUGGAAGUUCCCACCAUCAAAAGAUGCCAGCAGCUUAGAAUCUUACCUGCAAACGGAACUUCAUUUAUCCACUGAACAACCCAAUGAAGACAAGAAGGACCCUCGGCCCCCCAUCAGUUCUGUCCUCCUGGCAUUUUCUAUUCUUGGAGAACUACCCAUCAAGCUCAAAUCAUUUGGUCAGAUGCUGCUGAAGCAUAUCCUCAGGCCUCUGGCCUCUUGCCCGUCCAUUUAUGCGGUGAUAGAAAGCCAGCCUAAUACAGUUACUAUUCGCUUUGACUCUCUGGUGACUGACUUUGAACAUCCAUCGCCAUCUGAAGUUUUUACAAAGAUACGACUGGUACUGGAAGUGCUCCAGAAACAGCUUCUUGAUUUGCCUCUUGACCCUGACUUAGAAAAUGGAAAGACGCCUCCGAUGGUAUUGGCGGAGAUGCUUGGUGAUGUGAUCUGGGAAGACUUGUCUGAGUGCCUCAUCAAAAACUGUUUAGUUUAUUCUAUUCCAACCAAUAGCAGCAAGCUACAGCAAUACGAGGAGAUUAUACAAUCCACUGAAGAAUUUGAAAAUGCCUUAAAGGAGAUGAGGUUUUUAAAAGGAGAUACUACCGAUUUGUUGAAAUAUGCUCGUAAUAUCAACUCUCAUUUUGCUAAUAAGAAGUGCCAGGAUGUGAUUGUGACAGCCAGAAACCUAAUGACCUCUGAAAUCCACAACACUGUGAAGAUUACUCCUGAUUCUAAGUUAAGUAUACCAGACUUACCCAGUCCUGAUGAGGAUAACAAGCUAAAAGUACAGAAAGUGUCCAAAAUUCAGUACCACGAAGUGAACUUAGAGCCCGAGAAUACAUUGGACCAGCAUUCCUUUUCUUUGCCCACAUGCCGCAUCAGUGAGUCUGUGAAGAAAUUAAUGGAGCUUGCCUAUCAGACUUUGCUAGAGGCAACAACCAGUAGUGAUCAAUGUGCUGUCCAACUUUUCUACUCAGUGAGGAAUAUCUUCCAUUUGUUCCAUGAUGUUGUGCCAACAUAUCACAAGGAAAACCUUCAAAAACUUCCCCAGUUGGCUGCCAUUCACCAUAACAACUGCAUGUAUAUCGCUCACCACUUGCUGACCCUGGGGCACCAGUUCCGAUUACGGCUUGCGCCCAUUCUUUGUGAUGGUACUGCUACUUUUGUGGAUCUCGUACCCGGCUUCAGAAGACUUGGGACAGAGUGCUUUUUGGCCCAGAUGCGGGCACAGAAAGGUGAACUUCUGGAAAGAUUAUCCAGUGCUAGGAGCUUUUCAAACAUGGAUGACGAAGAGAAUUACUCUGCGGCAACUAAAGCAAUCCGACAGGUACUGCACCAGCUCAAGAGACUUGGAAUUGUGUGGCAGGAUGUCCUGCCAGUGAAUAUUUAUUGCAAGGCUAUGGGGACUUUACUGAAUACAGCCAUUUCUGAGAUCAUUGGCAAAAUCACUGCCCUCGAGGACAUUUCAACUGAAGAUGGUGAUAGAUUGUAUUCCUUAUGCAAAACAGUGAUGGAUGAAGGACCUCAAGUAUUUGCACCUCUGUCUGAAGAAAGCAAGAAUAAGAAAUAUCAAGAAGAGGUUCCAGUCUAUGUGCCCAAAUGGAUGUCUUUCAAAGAGUUAAUGAUGAUACUACAAGCUAACUUGCAAGAAAUUGGAGAUCGGUGGGCUGAUGGGAAAGGACCCUUGGCAACUGCGUUUUCAUCAAGUGAAGUAAAAGCUUUAAUUCGUGCCUUGUUCCAGAACACAGAAAGAAGAGCAGCUACCCUUGCAAAGAUAAAAUAGCUCCAUCUUCCUGAGGAAGCCAUAUUUUGACUAUGUGAUUCCUCCUUGGGUAUACUUAACUCCCUUCAAGACUUCUUGGAAUCAUUUGGUGAACCAAAAUUAAUGGAAUGUUUGAAUUUACUUAAGGACAUCUUACCUCCUGGCCUGUAUGAGGCUUCCUUGAAGAACUGGGUAUUAAGUUGCCAGUUUGAUCCCAAGCACUACAAAAAGGAAA
Molecule: messenger RNA, 2631 nt
Organism: Dipodomys spectabilis (banner-tailed kangaroo rat)
Lineage: Eukaryota; Metazoa; Chordata; Mammalia; Rodentia; Heteromyidae
Gene: Zw10
Product: zw10 kinetochore protein
Exons: 16
Coding region: 81-2417 (778 amino acids)
Biological process (GO): endoplasmic reticulum to Golgi vesicle-mediated transport; mitotic cell cycle; mitotic spindle assembly checkpoint signaling
Cellular component (GO): nucleus; RZZ complex; chromosome, centromeric region
Source: RefSeq, a predicted model, not a curated record